Rhagoletis zephyria (snowberry fruit fly) is the source of this 1488-nucleotide messenger RNA. RefSeq lists its product as uncharacterized. NCBI's taxonomy places the organism in Eukaryota, Metazoa, Arthropoda, Insecta, Diptera, Tephritidae. The record is from RefSeq and is a predicted model, not a curated record.
AUGUACCGUCAGAUCUUGGUGGACGAGAGAGAUACUGAUUUGCAGCGUAUUGUUUGGCGACCUAACUCGCACCGAGAGCCAACACAUUUCAGAUUAAAAACUGUCACUUAUGGUACCAGUUGCGCGCCAUACCUGGCAAUUAAAGUAUUGCACACUCUAUCUGCUGACGAACGCUGUAACUUUCCUGACGCUGCUCAGAUCUUGCUUGAUGAGUUCUACGUGGAUGAUGUUCUAACGGGGGCAGACAAUGUCGAGGAUGCUUCCAGACGACGUCGAGAACUGCAAGGCCUUCUCCGCGCAGGUGGCUUCGCCCUGCGAAAGUGGAAUUCCAACUCAAGCGCUGUGCUGAAAACCAUUGAUCCUGUUGAUCUUGAAACUAAAUCUUCACGGGAGUUUCAGCUAGAGGGAGAGUACAACACCUUAGGACUCGUCUGGGCUACCAAAGACGAUUGCUUGACCUACGCACUAAAGCUUGAUUACACGGUAACCACAUUUACAAAGCGACAACUGCUGUCUGACGUGGCUAAGCUGUUCGACCCACUUGGGUUCCUGGCGCCUGUAAUUAUUCGUGGAAAAAUGUUUAUUCAAAAAUUGUGGUUAACAGGCCUAGAUUGGAAUGACAAUCUGCCGGAAGACUUGCAGACGAAAUGGAUAUCUUUUCGCAACGAGCUUAAGACAGUUCCAGAAGUACGCAUAUCACGCUGGCUUAAUACAUCCCAGCAAAAUGAAACCUAUGAGCUCCAUACCUUUGCAGAUGCAUCUACGCACGCAUACGCCGCUGUAGUGUACUUAAAGGUUGUCGCUCAAUCAUCCGUCCACAUUCACCUAUUGAUGUCGAAGACACGAGUGGCACCGUUAAAGAAAGUUACAGUACCACGGCUCGAGCUAUGUGCAGCCUUACUUGCUGCUCGUCUGAUGAAUAAGGUAAGAGAUACGCUUAACCUAUCCUCUAUAUCUACUUAUAUGUGGUCAGACUCUACGACUACAAUAUGGUGGAUACGAUCCGAUCCAGGAGCGCUAAAAGAGUUCGUGUCGAAUCGUGUUAGCCAGAUACAAGUGGUGACUACUGUAAGCGACUGGCGUUAUGUUAACACGGCCGACAAUCCUGCUGAUUGUGCCUCACGAGGACUGACCAUGGCGCAGCUUGUAGAUCAUCACCUAUGGUGGCAUGGGCCCUCCUGGCUUAGCCAACCAGAAACCAGCUGGCCACAGCCUUUGCUAAAGGCACCAGAAAAGCUCUCCGAAUCCAAACCUGUGCAAGCUACAACGACACGCAUCAUUCCUUCUGAUUGGUUCAUCCUGGAAAACUAUUCGACGCUUGAAAGACUUUUAGUAAUCACUGCUUGGUGUUUCCGAUUCAUACGGGUCUCGCGAGGUAUGGCCCAUGACACUGGCAUGAUGUGUUUGUGGAGCGAGCGCGAGGCUGCCAUGAAUAUUUGGAUCAAGCGCAUACAAGCUAUCACGUUCAAGAGCUCGGCGGUCGCUUAA